AUGGCAUCGGCCCCAGGAUUAGCUUUUGCAAAUAUUACGCUUAUGCUGGACCUACCACAAUUACCAGCUAUAUUUUUUGUUAAUGUAAGAAAUAAUUUAAAAAUUUUUAUGAACGAAAUUAAACAAAAGACAGUUGAAGGAGAAGAUAUAUUUUAUCCACACAACAGAAUUAACUUACAAAAUAAACAUAUAAACAAAAUGGGGAGAACAAGGAAAUACAGUAACAACAAAGAAUGGAUAUUUGGAAAUCCAUUCUAA
Molecule: messenger RNA, 258 nt
Organism: Plasmodium reichenowi
Lineage: Eukaryota; Apicomplexa; Aconoidasida; Haemosporida; Plasmodiidae
Exons: 1
Coding region: 1-258 (85 amino acids)
Source: RefSeq, a predicted model, not a curated record